This is a messenger RNA of Carassius gibelio (silver crucian carp), 2100 nucleotides long. RefSeq names its product ST8 alpha-N-acetyl-neuraminide alpha-2,8-sialyltransferase 4 (gene st8sia4). The record is from RefSeq and is a predicted model, not a curated record. Gene Ontology annotation, biological process: N-glycan processing; oligosaccharide metabolic process. Gene Ontology annotation, molecular function: alpha-N-acetylneuraminate alpha-2,8-sialyltransferase activity. NCBI's taxonomy places the organism in Eukaryota, Metazoa, Chordata, Actinopteri, Cypriniformes, Cyprinidae. The transcript has 5 exons. Bases 107 to 1183 code for a protein of 358 amino acids.
GAGAGAGAGAGAGAGAGAGAGAGAGAGAGAGUUGUUGUGUGCACUACAGCUGAGCACGCUUUCUUUCUUGUCAUCUCCACACACUUUCGCUCGAUUCGUGUGUGAAAUGCGACUUACACGGAAACGGUGGACUAUCUGCACCAUAAGCAUCCUGCUGAUAGUCUACAAGACGAGAGAAAUGGGCAGAAAUGAAGCGCAUCAGAAGACGGGACUGACAGGGAAGUCUGAGCCCAGCUCUACUAGACUGAUGGUCAACGGCUCCGAUAAACUGUUCGGCUUUAGUUUAAGUGAUCUGAGUGAUAUGGGAGUGGGAUGGAAGAUUAAUGCCACCCUUGGGACCAUUAUAAGGAAGGACGUGCUUCGCUUCUUGGAUGCAGAGAGAGACGUGUCUGUAAUCAAGAGCAGUUUCAAACCGGGCGAUACCAUCCACUAUGUUCUGGACCGGCGCAGGACAUUCAAUAUUUCUCAGACUCUACACAGUUUACUUCCCGAAGUCUCUCCACUGAAGAACAAGACGUUCAAGACCUGUGCUGUGGUGGGAAACUCAGGUGUUCUCCUGAAGAGCGGAUGUGGGAAGGAGAUAGACAGCCAUGGAUUUGUUAUACGAUGUAACCUCGCUCCUCUGGUGGAGUUUGCAGAUGAUGUGGGUUUGAGAUCAGACUUCACCACUAUGAACCCCUCCGUGAUCCCACGGGUGUACGGGGCUCUGCGGGACGAACGACAGCAGGAGCGAUUCAUUCGGCGUCUACAGCAGCUGAACAACAGCGUGCUCUGGAUCCCAGCCUUCAUGGUGAAGGGUGGAGAGAGGCACGUGGAGAUCGUGAACCAGCUCAUUCUUAAACACAAACUCAAAGUGCGCACGGCAUAUCCUUCACUCCGCCUGAUCCACGCUGUACGAGGGUACUGGCUGACAAAUAAGAUAAAUAUCAAACGACCCUCUACUGGAUUAUUGAUGUACACAAUGGCUACGCGCUUCUGUGAUGAAAUACACCUGUAUGGAUUCUGGCCUUUCCCCAGAGAUGGAAACGGAAACCCUGUUAAAUAUCAUUACUAUGACGGACUGAGAUAUCGCUAUUUUUCUAAUGCGGGUCCCCACCGGAUGCCGCUGGAGUUUAAAACGCUGAAGAGACUGCACAGCAAGGGUGCGCUCAAACUGACCACGUCUAAAUGCACAUACCCUUGACGUGCAGCUCAUGAACUCAAGUGAAGACUAAUGUGUUUGGAGAAGGAGCGUGCCUUCAACUGCAAACUGUUCGUCCUGUGACACUUCUGAUUCGUUUACUACAGGGAAAGUGCAAUGCUGGACACUGAACAAACUACUGUUGUUUCCAAAUGACAAAUGAGACAGUCCUGCUUAGUGUGCGUUGAUAUUACAAUCUUGGUAAGUGAUCUUGUCUGAAAAUGUCUUACACCAAAGUUGCCAAAGAUACUGUAUUUGUAGUAUAUAGAAAUAUAAUUAUUUUUUGAUUCCCACAUGUCCAAACAACUUCUUGAGCUGGUUCUUUGCGGUUCCCUUUUCAGGGCAAAAACAAACAAACAAAAAGCAAAAGUAAAAUCAUGUGAAUUUAUAUUGAAUUCCAGUUAUAGCAAAUGGUAACUUGGUCUGGUUUCAUCCACAGUAUCCACUUUUUUAUUUACUGGAAAUUUUAAUAAUAAGUGUAAAGGAUUUUCUAUUAAUGUGAAAUAAAAGGAACACAUGUCUGGUUUGUUGUCAAUGCACCUUAUAGUUAAACCUAAAAAAGGAAAACACUGGUAUAUAUCAGUCACAGAAUGUACUACUGAAUGUAUUACAUACUGUAUAUGUUGUCAAAGUCAAAUGUACUGCUGUAUGUCCGAUUAUAUUGGCAUGCCUGAAACAUUAAUAAUGCCUCACAUUAUUUAUGUGACAUUACAUUGUGUGUGUUACUGGUGAGUUAAGUAAAAACAUUCGGAGGAGAUUAUUAAUGCAGAAUUGUUUUAAUCUUAAAACGUGAGCAAAAAAUGUGAAUGUAUAACAUAAGGCCUUACAUGAAAUGCCUCAAGAGUUUUGUUUUUCUACUUCAGUGUAUUCUUUUAUUUAUACUGUAACGUAUUUUGUAUUUUAAACUGAUGUUAAAUGCG